This is a messenger RNA of Fulmarus glacialis (Northern fulmar), 839 nucleotides long. It is a transcript of the gene TERF1, whose product is annotated as telomeric repeat binding factor (NIMA-interacting) 1. The record is from RefSeq and is a predicted model, not a curated record. The annotation marks the transcript as partial. Gene Ontology annotation, molecular function: telomeric repeat DNA binding; protein homodimerization activity. Lineage: Eukaryota; Metazoa; Chordata; Aves; Procellariiformes; Procellariidae. The transcript is spliced from 8 exons.
CUCUUAUUAAUGGCCUUUCCAAAAUACCUACACAUCAGAAAAAAACAGUGUAUCUCUGUCAGCUUUUGAUAAGAAUUGCAAAAGGAAAAAACCUUGAAUGCCAUUUUGAAAAUGAUCAAAGAAUUUCACCUUUGGAAUCUGCUCUGUCUUUCUGGACUUUACUUGAAAGGGAAGAAAUUAAACCGGAAAAGCUUCAUGAAGAUAUUCGUCGUUUGAUUCAAAUUCAGAUUGUAGCAGUCCAUAUGGAAAACGGAUAUUUCAAGGAGGCUGCUGAAGUUCUUGAAAGGCUAUUUACAGACUCGGAAUCAGAUAAGCCUUUAAGGGUGAAGCUGGCAACCGUAAUUAAAAGCAAGGAUCCAUAUGUUCCCCUUCUCCAAAGCUUCAGUUACAAUCUUUUGAUAAGUAAAAUCAAGUCUUACAUUGAACUUUUCAUGAAAGAAAAUGAAACUAACUUCUUAAUACAGGCAGCCACAAAACAGGUAGAGUCUAAAGGAUUGGGAGCAACAGCAUUGCAAAACAAAACUGUGAAUGUCAAUGAAAACGACAAAAGGAAUCUGGAAACAAAACAAAGGCCUCAUUCAGGACAGAAGCACAGAGUGAGCAGUGUUCUACAGAGUCUGAACAACUUGCAAAAUGUGGAAAAACAUGGAGAUGCUUUGGCUUGUGGCCGAAGAAGACAGCGAUGGACUUACAAGGAAGACUUGGAACUGAAAUCAGGAAUAAGGGAGUUUGGAGUGGGUAACUGGGCUAAAAUUUUGGUCCAUGGUGACUUCAACAAUCGAACUAGUGUCAUGUUGAAAGACCGCUGGAGAACACUGUGCAGGAUCGAACAAGGCUAA